Molecule: messenger RNA, 2714 nt
Organism: Brassica oleracea var. oleracea
Lineage: Eukaryota; Viridiplantae; Streptophyta; Magnoliopsida; Brassicales; Brassicaceae
Product: ATP-dependent zinc metalloprotease FTSH 10, mitochondrial
Exons: 8
Coding region: 180-2579 (799 amino acids)
Biological process (GO): mitochondrial protein processing; protein-containing complex assembly
Cellular component (GO): chloroplast thylakoid membrane; m-AAA complex
Molecular function (GO): ATP-dependent peptidase activity; zinc ion binding; ATP hydrolysis activity
Source: RefSeq, a predicted model, not a curated record
CAGAGUAGCUCAGCUCUCUCUCAUUGUCACAUUAGCGAUUCGCUCCUCUCAACAAACAAACACAUAAUAAAGAUCCCAACUUUUCGUUCUCUGAUCAUCCACAUCGCCACUUCCCCCACAAAGCUCUCGUCUUUCCUCCAAAUCCAAAACCAAAGUUUCAAUCUUUCGUUUCCGAGACAAUGAUAUUCUCCAAGCUCGCUCGAUCCGCUCGUUCCAAGGGAUUGGUGUACGGGGGAUCGGGGAUUUUAAGCGAGGGGAGGAGGGUUGGAGCGCCGUCGGGUGGGGCUAAUCAGGUGGAUGGUGGAUUAGGGUUUCUGAGACGGCGGUUUGCUUCUUUGGCUGCUCGGAAAGGAGGAGUGGAUGCUAAUGACUUGAGCCGAGUUUUCGCUAACCCUAGAUUGCGUCGGUUCUUCUCUAGCCAAGCCCCAAAGAAGAAGAAGAAGAAUUACGAGAACUAUUAUCCCAAAGACGCUAAGAAAGGGCCUAAGAACGAGCACAAAUCCGAAUCAAGAGAAGGUUCAAAGAAGAGUGAGAAUGAGAACGCUGGGGACUUUAACACAAAGGAGUUCCAAAAUUUGUUAGUUCCUCUGAUGGCCAUUGCUUUGAUCCUUUCCUCUUUUUCCCUUGGUUCAAAGGAACAGCAACAGAUUAGUUUCCAGGAGUUCAAAAACAAGCUUCUUGAGGCUGGUCUAGUAGAUCACAUAGACGUUUCUAACAAAUCAGUCGCCAAAGUCUACGUGAGGAGUUCACCAAGAACCCAAACCGAAGAAGUUGUUCAAGGAGUUCCUGCUAAAGGACGUUCUGGUCAGUAUAAGUACUACUUUAACAUUGGUAGUGUUGAAUCGUUCGAGGAGAAACUCGAAGAGGCUCAAGAAGCGUUAGGCAUUGACUCUCACGACUUUGUGCCCGUCACCUACGUCUCUGAGAUGAUAUGGUACCAGGAGCUACUGAGGUUUGCACCGACUUUGCUUCUCUUGGGUACGCUGGUUUACGGGGCGAGACGGAUGCAAGGUGGAUUGGGAAGCGUAGGAGGACCUGGUGGGAAAGGUGGCCGUGGGAUUUUCAAUAUUGGGAAAGCUCAGAUAACGAGAGCUGAUAAAAACUCCAAGAAUAAGAUAUAUUUUAAAGAUGUAGCAGGAUGCGAGGAGGCUAAGCAAGAGAUUAUGGAGUUUGUGCAUUUCCUUCAGAACCCAAAGAAGUACGAAGAUCUGGGAGCUAAGAUCCCAAAAGGUGCACUAUUAGUCGGCCCACCGGGAACUGGAAAGACCCUCCUAGCAAAAGCCACAGCCGGAGAAUCAGCCGUGCCGUUCCUCUCCAUAUCCGGUUCAGACUUCAUGGAGAUGUUUGUUGGCGUUGGACCUUCCAGAGUGAGAAACCUCUUCCAAGAAGCUAGACAAUGCGCGCCCAGCAUCAUAUUCAUCGACGAGAUCGACGCCAUUGGCCGUGCAAGAGGACGUGGAGGCUUCUCCGGUGGAAACGACGAGCGUGAAAGCACUCUGAACCAGCUUCUUGUUGAGAUGGAUGGGUUUGGUACUACUGCUGGCGUUGUCGUCCUCGCUGGAACCAACAGGCCGGAUAUUCUCGAUAAGGCCCUGUUAAGGCCCGGCCGGUUUGAUCGUCAGAUAACUAUAGACAAGCCUGAUAUCAAAGGGCGUGAUCAGAUAUUCCAGAUAUACUUGAAGAAGAUUAAGCUUGAUGAUGAGCCUUCGUAUUUCUCGCAGAGGCUUGCGGCCCUCACUCCUGGAUUCGCUGGAGCUGAUAUUGCGAAUGUGUGUAACGAGGCGGCUCUUAUUGCUGCUAGGCAUGAAAAAGGAACAGUGACGAUGGCGCACUUUGACUCUGCUAUUGAUCGUGUCAUUGGUGGUCUUGAGAAGAAAAAUAGAGUAAUAAGCAAGUUGGAGCGCCGUACAGUUGCGUAUCAUGAAUCUGGCCAUGCGGUUGCUGGGUGGUUUCUUGAACAUGCGGAGCCAUUGCUUAAGGUGACUAUUGUGCCUCGUGGCACAGCAGCGCUUGGGUUUGCUCAGUAUGUUCCAAAUGAGAACUUACUCAUGACCAAAGAACAGCUCUUCGACAUGACUUGCAUGACUCUCGGCGGCCGUGCAGCUGAACAGGUAUUGAUAGGAAGAAUCUCAACAGGUGCUCAGAACGAUCUAGAGAAGGUUACAAAGAUGACGUACGCGCAGGUGGCAGUGUAUGGAUUCAGCGACAAGAUAGGAUUGCUUUCAUUCCCGCAACGAGAAGAGGAGUUCUCGAAACCAUACAGCAACAGAACCGGCGCGUUGAUAGACGAAGAGGUCCGAGAGUGGGUGGCCAAAGCUUACAAGAGAACGGUUGAGCUGAUAGAGGAACACAAAGAGCAAGUGGCUGAGAUCGCUGAGCUGUUGCUAGAGAAGGAGGUUCUGCAUCAGGAUGAUCUUGCUAAAGUUUUGGGUGAGCGUCCGUUUAAGUCUGGUGAGACUACUAACUACGACAGGUUUAAGUCUGGAUUUGAGGAGACGGAUAAGGAGAAUGCGACGGUGAAGCCGGUGGAGGAUGAUGGAGCUUCUCCACCGCUUGAGCCACAGGUGGUUCCGACAUAAAGACACCAAAAUGGCUUACUCUCAUUGUAAAUUUGAUCUAAGGUAAUAAAAGAACACAUGAUGUAUCUUCUUCAUGUUUUGAACUAAACACUUUUGAACUAAACAUAAGGAAGCAAGUUUUUGAUUUGGUUAAAA